AUGAGUGCGGACAAUAUAGCCGUUUUUUGUGCGAGAGAAAGGAAAAAAGCGCUCAACUUUCCUUAAGACAGCCGUUUUUGAUAGAAAAGUUAUAGUUUUGCUUGAAAAUUUGUGCAAAGCGCCACUUUGACGGUUACAUUCGGCGAAACACGGCUGCUGCUGGCGUUUUUGUUGCUGCUUUGCAGCGGGUGCAUGUCGCUCACGAGAAAACCAACAUGGCCGCCCUUUGAGAACCGUGCUCGCUGGGAGGAAUGCGUGCGCGCUUCGCGUCACUCGCUGCGUGCGUGGUGUGAACAAGCCUUGUCGGGGCGCCGCGGCGGCAGCGGAAGCAGCACGGCACCAGCCGACCCUCGACAUCGGGAGUCGCCAGGUGGCCUGGUGGAGUCCGGUGGGGGGCCUGGCUGAGGGGCGCGGGGGCGCAUGACGAGCCGGCGGCAGCCGGGGGGCCCUCCCUCGGCUUCGGAGGCGGCCCCCCGGUCGCUGUGCGUGGCCGUGGUGGGCCUGAGCGGCACCGAGCGCGACAAGGGCCCCACGGGCGUGGGCAAGUCGUGCCUCUGCAACCGCUUUGUGCGGCCCCGCGCCGACGACUACCACACGGACCACAUCUCGGUGCUGAGCCAGACGGACUUUGGGGGCCGCGUGGUCAACAACGACCACUUCCUGUACUGGGGCGAGGCCCGGCGGCCCCUGGCGGACGCAACCGACAGCGCCGGCAUGCCCGAGCUGAGUGUGCACGUGGUGGAGCAGACCGAGUUUAUCGACGACUCGUCCUUCCAGCCGUUCCGCAGCGGCAAGACGGAGACGUACCUGAAACGGUGCGCCGCCCUGCGCCUCUGCUCGGCGGAGAAACUCAUGUAUGUGUGCAAGAGCCAGUUGGGCAUCGAGAAGGAGUUUGAGCAGCGGCUCAUGCCCGAGGGCCGCCUUAACGUGGACGGCUUUGUGUGUGUGUACGAUGUGAGCCACGUGCCCGGGCGGCCGGCCGACAAGCAGGCAGAGUUUGCGGCUGCCCUGCUGCAAACGCUGGUGCGCACCCGGAAACCUGUUGUGCUGGCCGCCACCAAGACGGAUGAGGCCUGCGAGAUGCACCUACGGGAGGCUGAGCGCCUUGUGGCCCGCAAGGAGCUCAGGGGCCAGGUUCCACUGGUGGAGACGUCAGCCCACGAGAAUGUGAACGUGGACCUGGCAUUUCUGCUGGUGGCACAGUUGGUGGACCGGGGCGCCAAGGGAGCAAGUCGCUGGGGGGGACGGGUGCCAUCAUUCCUUGAGGCCAGCCGGGCACGCCGUGAGGCCCUCGACCAGGCGACCGACGCCUUCCAGGCGCUGGUACGAGCCCAGGUGACCGACCCACGCGCACAGUGGGCCGGUUGGAGCCAAAGGCUGCUGGGAGCGCCAGAGUGCGAACGCUUCUGUUCCCUGUUUGGCCGAGCGGCAGCGCGGCUAGCCUUUGAGAAACAUGUGCGACGACUACGGGAGGAGCACACAGCGCGUCGCGUCAGGGGCUUCCUCCGGGCCCUUCCCACGGCCUUGGCCCAGCUACUACCCAACCGGGAUGCUCUGGGUGACAGUGACUGGUUGACGGUGAAGGAGGAGCUGCUGCGGCCGCACGCGGACUUUGAGCAGUACUUUGUGGACGACGGGGGCGAGUGGGAGGACCGGUCGCCCGUGGACGACCAGGAGGAAGAGGAGGACGGUCGCAUCCCGUACGCCCUGCUGGACCGGCCCGAGGCGGAGGCCUGCUUCCAGGAGCACCGGGCCGCCCUGGAGACCGAGGAGCGGCGCCAGGAGCUGCGGCGACAGUUUCGGCAGCUGCUCGAGGAGACGGGCUACGUGACGCCGGGCAAGAGCCUGGGCGAGGUGCGCGUCCUCUUCAUGGGGCGCGAGUGCUACGAGCAGCUGCCCGAGGCCGACCUGCUCGAGGUGUAUGAGGAGCACCAGCAGGAAAUGACGGAGCGCGCCCGGUGCCAGUUCCAGGAACUGCUGCUGGAGCAUGCCGAGCUCUUCUACGAGUUUGCCAAUGUGGGACCUGGCAGUGUUAUCACCCAGGAAGACAUCGCCAAAAUCACCGAAGCCCUCCAGGAGGAUUCCAGGUACAAGACCCUAGACCGUCUAGACCAGGAGCGAAUGCUCAUGCUGCUUCGGCACCUGGGCUUUGUGCACGGCCCCAUGCGGGAGCACUGCCCGGCCAAUCCGCACUGCAUGGACGCCAUCAUCGAGCAGCUGCUGCGAGCGCACCAAGGGGGCGGCGGGGGUGGUGCGUGGAGCCCCCUGGGGGGCAAUGGCCGCCUCCUGCAGCUUGUCGUACUAGGCUCCGGGGGUGCCGCCCAGCAGGUGGCCCAGGCCAUGCGCGAGGCCCACGGGGCCGCCUUUCGGCUCGACGACAAGGGCGCCCAGUACGCGCUCGACUUUCGGAUCGUCGACGGCGACGUGGGCCUGCCACACAACUCCUUCCGCACGGACCUGCCGCACGGCUGCCUCUGCGUCUACUCGAGCCAGCAGAGCCUCGAGUACAUCCGCGAGAGCCUCGAGAAGACUCUGCUGGCCAACCUGGAGCAGGACGACCGGCUUCCCUUCCACGGGCUGCCCCUGGUCAUCGUGUAUGCUGGCCCCGCCGACCCGUCAUUGCGCCAGGAGGGCAUCAACCGCGCCAAGAGCCUGCAGUGCCCCUUUGUGGACGUUGGGGGUUUGGACCCCGUGCGACUGGAGCAAGCCCUGGCUGCCCUGGUAGAGAGCAUCCAGCGGCGGGCAGGUCGCCUGCACAUCUACCAGUCGCUGCCCCCGCCGUCCGAGGGGGGCGCCUCCCGGCCGGACCUGCGUCUUCUACUCUGCAUGCUGUGCGGGGACCCUUACGCUCCGGAGCAUGUCCUGGCACCCCUCCUGGCGCACCCAGGGUCUGUGGCCACGGGACCCCACUGCCUCAGCCUGGAGACCUUCCUGGGCAGCAGCAAGCGCUCCGUCCAGGUGCGGCUGGCGUCGUACCACGAGGCGUCGGCCUACCGCGACCACUUGCUGCACGGCUUUGUGCUGGUCUACUCGGCCCAGCGGCGGGCCUCCCUGGCGACCCUGAGUGCCUUUGCCAAAGGGCUGGCGGGCAUGCCCAUGCAGAUCGUGGCCGUCACUGAGGCCGCCAGCGCCGCCUCGGCCUUCUUCUCGAGCGAGCUGGCCCAGCAGCUGAUGCGCGACGGCAACGCCCUGGCCGACCAGCUGCAGGCCCACUUUGCCACCUCGUCGACGGCCGCCCCCCACAAGGGGGCCUUCUACCAGGCCUUCUUCAAGGAAGCCUGGGAGCGCAAGCCCCAGGUCGAGCGCGCCUUCUACCGCGACGAAGACGACGAGGACGACGAGGACGAGGAGUCGCCCGAGGGCGGGGCCCCGCCUGUGCCCAGCCGCCAGGAGUCGUACCAUCUCACCGGCGGGGGAGGACAGCAUGACGGGCUGUCGGGCGAGGGCUUGUACGAGCAGCUGCCAUCGGAAGGGGGCUCCUCGUCAUCCCCCCCUGGCCGAGGGGGCGCUUCCCUGAGCAGCGACAACGAGGCGCCACCCGAGAAUGGCACCGAUCACCUAGUGAGGCCCUCCCAGCUGCGCAAGCGCCGGAGCUUACAGGCUGAGCUGUACCGGCAGCAGCCGUACCCAAGUUCAGAUUCCCUAGAGAGCCGAGUGCCGCCAGCGCCGCCUACGCUGGUCACCUUUGGGGGAGGAGGGGGCGGACCCUCCCCCCUGUCGGCGCCCCCUCCACCGCCCCUUGCCGAGGCAGCCCCUCGCUGUGCUCCGCCUCCUCGGCUGUGCACCACGGGUCGACGGUCGCAGUCUCGGGAUGCGCCCCCUCCGCCGAGCUUUCCGACGGCUGGCCUGCGAAAGUCCAGCAGUCUCAAGGCAUCCUACGGCCUGGGGGUGGGUCGCGCGGCCCCCGUCGUACCACCCGUGGCGCCAGUGCCCACCGAGGAGCAGGACGCCACACACUCCGACAGCAUCACCGACGAUGACGACACCAUCUCCUCCUCGGGUCUAAGUGCCAGCUGUGACUUCCUGCAGGGGGUGUAUCCUCCACCCCCCGAACCGGCGCCGCCGGACUUUUCUGCCUCGGCCCGGCUUCCGAAAGGCCCCUCCAUCUCUUCAGAGGCUGGAUCUCAGGAGUCCUUGGGCAUGGAUACAGGUGGUGGUGUCUGGGCAGAUCCCUUUCCCUAUGCGGGACGAGGUGACGAGUGGCCAGCGCCAGAGCUCUACUACCAGAGGACGGGCUCCAAGCAGGCCCCGCCGCUCAAGCCCAAGCCCAAGCAGGGCCACCAUCAGCAGCAGCCGGGCAAACUGAACCUGCGGCAGUUCGACCACCUGACGGAGGCCAUCAGCCGGCUACAGCUGUCGGGGCCGGGUCACAAGCCUCCCCUGGCACUACCAGACGAGGACGCUCCUUUACCACAGGAUGCGGUGUACGGUGGUGGAGUGGAACGAGCGGGUCUUCUGCUGCCGGAGGGCAAACACCGUGUCCGUUCCCUGGCACGCCGACAUGCCAGUCGAGAGCACGACAAAGCAGUGGCAGCAGAAUCUGACUCGGACAGUGAGUGGAGCUCCCUCGAACGACACCCCGGCCGCCCUCCCGGGUGUGCCCCCCGCCGACCGCCAGCGCCCCACCGUAGGGGGCGCCACCGUCGCCAUCGGGGCGGCAGCAUCCCCGUGGCGCCCCCGCGCAUCCCAGCGCUGCCUCCGUACCCGGAUGCACCGCUGGUGUCAUCAGCCGCAGCAGCCAAGGCCAAGCUGCCCGGCAUGCUGCCUACUGACGACAGCGUCGCCUAUGACAGUGCCACGCUUGGAGAGCUGGCGGCAGGUGCCAGGCAGUUACUGAAGGACAAGAGUACAACACGGAAGAAGGACGAGCGGAAGAAGGCUCGCGAGGAUGAGAAGACGGAGAAGCGCCGCCUCAAGGAAGAGGGGCCGCAUAGAUCGGCCACCUCUGACUAUUGCUCGUGCAAGACAGCCGGAUUUCGGGGCGCAGUCUCGCGGCUCAAGUGUUCUUCGUACAGCGUUGAAGGGUCUCGCACGGUGCAGGAGCGGCAGAAGCGGCUAACGGAGAAGAAGAAGAAGAAGCAGGGCAGCAGCAGCAGCCCCGCCGGGGCGACCCCCGCGGCCGCACUGGAGGAGUUCGCCCAGUCGGAGGCCGUGCGCACUCCCCUCUUUGUGGAGCAGUGCGUGCGCUUCAUCGAGCAGGAGGGCCUCGACUCGGAAGGGCUGUACCGGGUGCCAGGCAACAGGGCACACGUGGAGCUGCUGCUGCAGCGCCUCGACGAGGGCGCCGACCUGGCGGCCGAGCUGGGCUCCUCCGAGCUGCCUGUCAAUGCGGUGGCCACCGCCCUCAAGGACUUCUUCUCCAAGCGACUGCCCCCACUGCUGUCGCACGCCCACAUGGCGCGCCUCACCGAGAUCGCAGGCCUGUCUGACCGCAGCUGCCGGCUGCUGGCCCUGAGGGAGCUCAUCAAGAGCCUGCCGCCAGCAAACUUUGAAAUCCUCAAGUUUAUCUUCCAGCACUUUGUCCGGGUGGCCGAGAACUGCCGCCUGAACAGCAUGGACAGCAAGAACCUGGCCAUCUGCUGGUGGCCCACGUUGCUGCCGCUCGAGUUCAGCGACAUGGGCGUGUUUGAGCGCGUGCGACCGCACCUCGAGGACGCCGUGCAGACCAUGAUCGACCAGUUCCGCUUCCUCUUCUGUGACCAGGACGAGGUGCUCAGUGUCUGACCGCUCCUUUUGUUUUUUUCUAUUGCUGCCGCCACCGCUGCUGCUGCUGCUACUACUACUACUGCUACCACUACUCCAGCACUGCUGGUCUCGGGUCUGGGCCGGCUGGCCAUCUUCGAACGGUGCGCGGCAUCAGCAUCCUCCCUGGACGGCCCUGUGGUGUUCCUUCCGUGGCCCCGUCUCGUGCCGACCCCGCAUUUUCGGUUGCUGCCACCACCACAUCUGAGGAAGCUUUGUGUCGGGGCCGUCUAGAAUCUCACGUGGCCGACGUCAAGUGCUGUGUGUGCGUGUGUGUGCGCGUGUGUGUUUGUGCGCGCACGUUCGUGGCGGUGCUACCGCACUCUUAAUUUAUUUGUUGAUUUAUGCUGCGGCUGUGCGGAGAGGCGCUGUGCCCGGCUGGGGGCCGAGGUGUUUUUUUUUUUCACACUCACUCUUUUGUGUUCCUUUUUUUAAUUUCCUCGGCACAACCCUGUGAUAUUUGUACAUUUUAUUCCUCGAAGGUCCCAUGUACAUUUGUUCCCAUGCCUAGUUUUUUCUUCCCAGUGUUGUUUUUGUUUUUGUCUUUUGUACAGAGCGAGCAUUUUUGGGGCAGGAAAGGGGGUGGCGCGCUGGUGCGUUUGCUUUUGGCACCUCUGGCUUUGGAACGAAGUGACCCACUCUCGGCUGCCGUUGGCUCCCACCGUCUUCUUCAAUCGUCCCCCUUUGUAUUUUUUGCUUCGUCCUUCUCCUCUUGCCUGGAGCAAUCUUCCAUGUGGUUGUGGAAAGCUUCUUCCUUUUUUAUAUGUUUUAUCAGACCAAGGUGUUUGUUGCCACGUGAAAAUCAAAGGCACCCAAUCAUGACACUUUAACUCAACAGUUGGCGCAGGGUAAUUAUUUGAAGUUUUUAUGCUUCUUUUUUUUUUUUUUCCUCGUGACAUCUGGUCCUUGUUCACACGCCAUGUCCGUACUGCUACAAGGAGCCAGAGCUAAUUUUAAUUGACUGUUGGUGUGACUGCCUAACUUGGUAAGAGACUUUCUUUCUUGAAAUGUUAAGCCAGCCUUUGAAUGAGGAGACCUACAUGGCCGAAAACAUGGCAAUGAUGUUGCUUGCAAAAAGUUGACGAGUGCAUGCAAAAAUGAUCUUGAAAGUGCUCCACAUCAUAACUUGUCAUUUUUAAAGUGCUUGCCAUAAUAGUUUGGUAAUGAUACAUCACUAAAAAGGCUGCUUCACCGUUUCCAAA
Dermacentor andersoni is the source of this 6944-nucleotide messenger RNA. It is a transcript of the gene RhoGAPp190, whose product is annotated as Rho GTPase-activating protein 190. The record is from RefSeq and is a predicted model, not a curated record. NCBI's taxonomy places the organism in Eukaryota, Metazoa, Arthropoda, Arachnida, Ixodida, Ixodidae. Gene Ontology annotation, molecular function: GTPase activator activity. Gene Ontology annotation, cellular component: cytosol. Gene Ontology annotation, biological process: regulation of cell size; regulation of axonogenesis; Rho protein signal transduction.